AUGAAGAGAAAGAUGAAGUUAUCGUUAAUAGAAAACAGUGUAUCGAGGAAAACAACAUUCACCAAAAGGAAGAAAGGGAUGACGAAGAAACUAACCGAGCUAGUCACUCUAUGUGGUGUUGAAGCAUGUGCGGUCGUCUAUAGUCCGUUCAACUCGAUCCCGGAGGCUUGGCCGUCAAGGGAAGGCGUUGAAGACGUGGUGUCGAAAUUUAUGGAGUUGUCGGUGUUGGACCGGACCAAGAAGAUGGUGGAUCAAGAGACUUUUAUAAGUCAAAGGAUCGCCAAAGAAAAAGAGCAGCUGCAGAAGCUACGUGAUGAGAACCAUAAUUCUCAGAUUCGGGAGUUAAUGUUUGGUUGUCUCAAAGGGGAGACGAAUGUGUAUAAUCUUGAUGGAAGGGAUCUUCAAGAUUUGAGUUUAUAUAUUGAUAAGUAUCUUAAUGGUCUUACUCGCAGGAUUGAGAUCCUUAUUGAGAACGGUGAGUCUUCUUCAUCUUUACCUCUUCCUAUUGUUGCGAAUGCAGCUGCACCAGUCGGAUUUGAUGGUCCUAUGUUUCAAUAUCAUAAUCAAAAUCAGCAAAAGCCGGUUCAAUUCCAAUAUCAGGCUCUUUAUGAUUUUUAUGAUCAGAUUCCAAAGAAAAUUCAUGGUUUUAAUAUGAAUAUGAAUAAGGAUUCGAAUCAAAGUAUGGUUUUGGAUUUGAAUCAAAAUCUUAAUGAUGGAGAGGACGAGGGCAUUCCUUGCAUGGACAACAACAACUACCACCCCGAAAUCGAUUGUCUCGCUACCGUCACCACUGCCCCCACUGAUGUUUGUGCUCCUAACAUCACCAAUGAUCUCUAGUCUAAGGGAUGUAUUUCGAGUGAAGUGUUUGAUCGUUUGCAUUUGUGUUUUCUCCAUUUUAUAAGACAAAACUUAUAUGUGAUGUCUUUUUU
Messenger RNA from Arabidopsis thaliana (thale cress), 929 nucleotides. RefSeq names its product AGAMOUS-like 38 (gene AGL38). Gene Ontology annotation, cellular component: nucleus. The transcript has a single exon. Gene Ontology annotation, biological process: positive regulation of transcription by RNA polymerase II. Bases 1 to 837 code for a protein of 278 amino acids. NCBI's taxonomy places the organism in Eukaryota, Viridiplantae, Streptophyta, Magnoliopsida, Brassicales, Brassicaceae. The record is from RefSeq and is marked reviewed. Gene Ontology annotation, molecular function: protein dimerization activity; cis-regulatory region sequence-specific DNA binding; DNA binding.